AUGCAGAAUCCAAAUCAACCACCCAAUGACGGGUUAUUCGCCGCUUGGUUGGCCUGUGCCAAUGGCGGUGAUGACACCGCUACGGCUGGUACUAGUAUGCAACUGCAACCGCAGAGCCAUCAACUUAACCAGCCCUUCCUUCCGCAUGCGCAGCAAAACCUGAACCAGCAACCUCUCAUGCCGCUGGCAGUGGAUACUGCUACUAGUAACACUCACAACGGCCCGGGGGCAGGUACCGGUACCGGUAGCAUGGCCAACCUGAACCCCUACGCUGUAGCUCCUUCUAACGCCGCUUCCAACCGGUCUCACCAGGGUGUCGUAAGGCGGGGGUCUCACCAAGAAGCCUUUCUCGCCAGCCUUCUUGGUCCCAUCCAGAAUCUUGCUGCUUCUGCGGGAAACUCCAACCCCGGCUCAAGCAACGCAUUCUCCUUGAACAAUAACGACUUGUUCUCGUCGUCGUCUGCAUCUGAUCAACUCCAAAUUCAAAACCAGAAUCAGAACCAGAACGUGGGCUUCCCAGGCAACCUUCAGGACACCCAAAGGUUUGCAAACGCUAACGUGGGACGACAGAACUUGGGCGAGGGCUUCGGGGUGAACGACAGAUCCAUGAUGAUGGGGAACCAACACAUUGACUACCAGCCCCUGAGGUUGGCUUCUUCGUCCAGCAGCAACGUGUUCGGUCGAUCAAUGGCUGGAUCUAGCCACUCUGAAGACACCGCUUUUGCCCGUAUGCCAAGCUUGAACGACCCGCAGCCAGCUAUUCCCUCCUUUGCCGCCGCAGCAGCAGCCAUGCCCGUGCAACCACAGAACGCUUCCAACUUCCGCCGUCCUCAAAGCUUCGCCCGCAGUUCCAUCUCCUCCUCUUCCUCCUCCGCUCAACAAGACAACGCACUGCUCUUUGGAACCAACCAGUUCCGCAGUAGCAGCAGCAGCAGCAACCCAUUGUUUGACAGUCCUCUGCAAGCAUCGUCGUCGUCGUCGCAUCAGCACCCCAGUAGUAUGCAAGCUCAACUCGAGCAGCAUUCUUUGCAACUCCAACUCCAACUCCAAGAGCAACAAAGGCGUCAACUCGAGUUGGAUCAGCAAUCUCUUCAGAACGAACUGCAGCAACGACUCCAACUGCAAGAAAUGGCCCCCGCAGGUCAGCCGUACCCCGAACCCGGACAGCUUCCCAGCUUUAUGGCUACCAACACGGCGCCGAUCGACACCACGAUACAGGGAGCAACACCUCAAGUCCUACCGCCGGAAACCGCAUGGAAGGGACGCGGUCGAAGCUCAACCUUUCCUCUCAAACUGCACCAGAUGCUCUUGGACCUCGAAAAGAAACAAGGCGGCACCGAAAUCGCCGCAUUCCUGCCACACGGACGAAGCUUUCAGAUAUUCAAACCCAAAGAGUUCUCACGAGAGGUCUUGCCCCAUUACUUUCGAAUGAGCACAUUCAGCAGUUUCCAGCGACAGCUGAAUCUGUACGACUUUCAGCGCAUCUCCGAAGGACCCGAAAAGGGAGCCUACUGGCAUGAACUCUUCCUCAAGGAUCAGCCCAUGCUCAGCACUGGGAUGAAACGGAACAAGGUGAAAGGAUCCACCCGCGCACGACAAGAAGAACGCUUCAAGCACUAUAGCCAUCAGCAGCAAAGCCAACAGCAGCAGCAAGGUCAACAGCAACAUCCCAAGGCGCCUCCUCGCUCCUCGUCGUUCUAG
Molecule: messenger RNA, 1701 nt
Organism: Seminavis robusta
Lineage: Eukaryota; Bacillariophyta; Bacillariophyceae; Naviculales; Naviculaceae
Source: the annotation of a GenBank genome assembly